Messenger RNA from Neodiprion fabricii, 4665 nucleotides. RefSeq lists its product as uncharacterized. Gene Ontology annotation, cellular component: SCF ubiquitin ligase complex. The coding region runs from base 840 to 2267 and encodes 475 amino acids. The record is from RefSeq and is a predicted model, not a curated record. Gene Ontology annotation, molecular function: protein binding. NCBI's taxonomy places the organism in Eukaryota, Metazoa, Arthropoda, Insecta, Hymenoptera, Diprionidae. Gene Ontology annotation, biological process: SCF-dependent proteasomal ubiquitin-dependent protein catabolic process. The transcript is spliced from 2 exons.
AGUAACAAGACCGUUAGGCGCAAAUAACCCUUAUCAUUUUGUAUGAAACCAAAGAUUUUUUACGAUUAUUAUUCGCAGUUGAUCCCAAUAAUCAAAGAUGAAUCGGCAAAUCAUUCCAUUUCUCUAAAGUUUUAGGUUUUAAAUUGAUAAACAUAAAAAAAAUUUAAGUCAUGCCAAGUUGAAUUCCUUUCGAUUCCUACGAAUUUGAAAUGUUUAAAAACGGGAUUCGUCAAUUCGUGUUCACUCAGUGGGGCUACUUUGAGAAGAAGUUGCUCACGAACUAUGCACUUUAUUUACGUGUACGAUUCCACGCAAGAUAUGAAUCCGUUCCGAUACUUGUAGAAGGUAUACACACGUAUUGAAAGUUGUAUGGUAUCCACAUGUCGAAUCAUUCUGACGCAGUUGUUUAGAAAGAAGAUCCGUGUAGCGGACGAGGUAUUGUACAGUCAAUGAGACCUCCGUUUAAUUUUCGAUGAACUUUGAACGACGUUAUUAGGGACAGUAUAAUGAGAGCAUGAUGAGAGAUUACGUUUAGGAUUUGAUACGAGAAAGUCCAUACGAACAUAGAAGGGGUAGAAAAAAUAUUCAUCCAUCAACUUUGUUUAUCAAUUAUGUUCACCGAUUUUAGAAUAUGACACAGGUAAGAUCAAAACGCAGAAAAUAUUUAAUGAAAUAAAAAUGCAUUUUUUUCUUUUUCUUGUUCAAAUCGUUUUUGAAACGGACUAAAAAGUAUAAAAUAAUAUCUUCUAGCCCCGUACUUUUUAGUCCGUUUGAAAAACGUUGUGAAUUAAAAAUUUUAUUGGACGUUGGUCUUAAAGCGCGUCAACUCAUCGGAUUUUAUGUUUGGAUAUGUUAUUGCAGAGCUGCUAGUCCUUCUUUCUGAGAUGCCUAAAUUGAAGCAAAUACCUUCCCUGGAAAGCAUAGCUCAGGAAGCUUUGCUGGACUAUGUUGUGCAGCGUUGUAAACGGCUAGGCGAACCAAUGACGGCCCAAGAAUUUUACUUUCGUAUUGCUCGUCUCAAGAACAUGUUGAAGGACAUACCUCCAAUUUUGUUUACGUAUCUGAAAAUUUACAACAAAUUUCUCAAGAAAUUCUAUCAGGAUUCACGUGAGGCCUACGCAAACUGUGGCAACGCUCCGUUAGCGAUCAUAUUCGAUAUGAUCAUUCCUGGUCUAUGUUGCGAAGGUCAGGUUCUGGCCACUCUUGACCGUCAUAACGCACCACGGCUCAAAAGUCUGGAAACGCUGGACCUGACGUAUUUCCCAGACACUGAAUCCAAGAGUCUGGAAAUGUUUCAACUACAAUACAUCACGACAUUGAAACUGUCGACUCACUGUACAUUGAAGCAUCUUCGAAUAAUCGGACAGAGGUGCCUGAGGUUGAGAAACCUGGAUGUUAGUAACUCCAAAAAAGUCACUGAUGCGGGAUUGACGGCCCUGAGAAAAUGCUCCGUGUUGGCCUGCGUCGAUAUUUCCGGAUGUAAAGCGGUUACUCGGAAGGGGAUCAAAAAAUGUCUGUCCAACCACACAGGCUUAAAGCAGAUCCAUUUGGAAUGGGUCGAACCGGACUCGACUGACCCGAAUGAGAUUGUGCACCCGAACAUCGAGCGUCUCGGCAUCGCAUCCACUCGUCCUCUCCUAGACCAACACCUAAGAAUAAUUGCUGAAAGAUUUCCCAACUUGACUUCGCUUAAAUUAAACAACUGUCGGUGCACAGGCGACUUGUCUUUGCUGAUACCGCUCGAGCACCUCACGGAGUUUGAAUUUGGGAGAUGCUGCACCUUUGAUUUCGACAGUUUAUCACGACUACUGGCAACUAUUGGCGGCAGGAUUACUUCGCUGAAAAUCCUCUGGUACAGAGAGGGACUAACGCAGAAUGACUUGAAUUUCAUAUUCUCAAAAUGCGUUAACAUCGAGCAUUUCGGAUUUAGCUACAAACCGUUUCGAGCAUCGGAACGACUGGACAUACCGACUUUGCCCAAGUUGAAGACACUGGAGUGUUACUUACUUCAGAUUUACAAACGACGCAAACUAGAAAUUAUCCUGAAUCCAAUGCCCGAACUCAAACAAAUAUCGUACUCUGGAUUCAGCCAUACUCAUCAAACAAUCGAAGCAAUGAUAUUAAGUGGGAUGAAUUUUCCUGAGCUUGCGGUGAUCGGCCUCAACUAUGAAAUUAACGAUUCGCAACGUAUGGAGAGUCUUAAAGAUAUCGUUAGAGCAAACAAUAUUGAUUUGAUCUUCGAAAAUUACGUUCCACCGCAACCUUGAAUCUCCUGACUCCGGAACUUCUAUUUUUAGUGAUCCAACCGAAAAGAUGGCUAAACUAAAGCAACCGACUCCUCUGCACAAGAUGGUCCUCAACUUGCUGAUCAAGAUCGUAAUCGACUAUUUUGUCAAGCUCAGUAGUGUGGGGUCGUUGGACGAUCUUCGCCGAGGUGUUGCUGCGGUCAAAAAGGAAAUAUGCAGUCACAUUCCUCGCGAAUCGUCGGCAGAGUUUCAUAACAGAAUAAUCGAGACAUUUCCAUAUAAUUCGGGAGAAUUUCAUACAGUUACCUGGAUAUUUUUUCCGGAAAGCUACCUAAACGCUGUUCUGGAAAUCGUGAUGGACGUCGAGAUUCCGGGACUAAAAUGCGAAGGUCUAAUCGUGGCCGGUCUGAAUCCUCGCGACGCUCAUCGACUCGACGGUUUGACGGUGCUGAACUUGUCGUCUUAUCUGGAAAGAAUUCCUACGAGCUUCGGACGGUUUCGUCUACAAAAUUUGACGACGUUCGUCCACCGGGAACAUUGCACCGACGUCGACCUGAUCGUGGUCGGACGAGAUUGUCCGAAGCUUGAGACCCUGGACGUUACCGACUCAGAGAAGGUCUCUGACCGAGGACUGCAAGCCCUUGGUCAAUGCUCGAAGUUGCGCACUGUUCGCGUUGCUCUCUGUCGGGUGACAAAUCGAGGCAUUAAGAAGCUUCUGUCGGAUCACAGGAACAUCGAAAGGUUGGCCGCCUGGCCGGACAACGGCUACGACGGGUUCAAUUGCUUUUCCAACUCAGACUCGACGAAAUUUUCAUCGAUAAUCAACUUCAACGUAUUGAUGAAACGAAUCAGAACCACGCACCUGAAUACCAUUGCAGACAAGUUUCCCAGCUUGACUUUACUCGGGAUUCAUGGAUGCCUCGUUACUGGAUACCUCGACCCCCUUUUGUCUUUCGGCAAACUCUCUAAGCUCGACUUGAGAGCUGCCACUGGUUGGAACUGGCCCAAUCUCAUCCAAGUAUUGGCGGUUAUUGGCGCUAACAUCACCGAACUGAAGACCGCCUCGAAUCGCGAAGAUUCUAAGCCCGAAUCCUUCGUGUCGCAGAGUGACUUGGAUCGCGUGUUCGAGUAUUGCGAGAAUGUCGAAUGGUUGAGCUUCGAUUAUCUGGUGGAAAAAGACGGCGAAGAACUAGUGGUACCACCUUUUCCAAGGAUGAUGCACUUCCACGGUCAUGUUGAACGGAAACACCACGUCACGUACAAAGCUCUCUUGAUAUUCGGGGCGAUGCUGAAGCUCGAGGAACUGCUCAUGAAUGGAUUUUACAUCACCGCCGAUUUCAUAGAGUCGAUUAUUUUAGACAACGCGAGAUUUCCAAACCUGACUAAAAUCAUGGUACCUGUGAUUUCUGGUUUUAACAAAGGCUAUGGUGACAUUCGUCGGAUCGCGAAAGAGAAUAAUCUUGAUUUUAGGAUCACGGGUGUCUUGUAGAAACGAGUCCCUCAAAAUUUCGACCCUGUAUUGGUAUUCAUAUUUUAUACUGUAACCCGGCUCGAUCGAUUCUGCUGCUGGUCUGCGAAUGACAUUCAUCAAUUGUUACAAAAUUACGGCGUUUUAUCUGGUUGAAUUAGUUUAUCGACCGUGCCUUUAUGUUAUUGCAUGUUGUACUGCUUACCAAAAAUCAUUGUAACGAACUAAUCUAGCCAUGUACGAUAUAUCGAAUGUUUUUUUCUUUUAUCUUAACGUAUAUCUACAUACGUAUGUAUGUAUUUAUUUAUUUAUCGUGGAAUAAUAUUAAUGGCAUUGAUUUCAACUAUUCGGUAUGGAAUAAAUCUAAAGAUUAUACUUCUUUGCUGCAUCGAAUAAUUCUUUUUUGAAUUAUAAAACGAUUUCUUCGCCACGCUUAAUCGACAUUUUUGGCAAAAUCAAGAAAUAAAUUUUCCGUACGACAUAUCGCCUGGUGUCCAGUAAUUAGAAAACAAGAAAUGGAUGAUGCAACGACCGUCAAUAAUAUUCCACAGUAGUUAUUAGCCGAUAUCUUGUAAUAUUUUAUUUAAUGUUAACUUGUUAUUUUCCACCAAGAGAUUAUUGUAUAUAUUGACAUCCUCUUAUAAAUAUAGAAAUAUUUGGACCAAAGAAAAUGCAUGCAUUGUUUCUGCGAUUUCCUGUCGAUAAUUUCACCGACAUACGACGGAAAACCUGAACUGAGUAUCGUAAAAACUAAAUUGAGUAUCGUUGUGUCAUGUAACCCGAUUCCUUCGCAAAGUCAGGCGAAUAAAGACAGAAACGGAUCUAUUUAGGAAUUUUUCAAUCUGUUUUAGCUGACUGAUGACACGAUUCGACAACGAUACUCGAUAACGUAAACUGCUUAAAGUUUCUACUGUUUUUGUUUCAUUUUAGGGUAAAAAAGUAAUAUUUUUC